Caenorhabditis angaria is the source of this 924-nucleotide messenger RNA. The record is from the annotation of a GenBank genome assembly. Lineage: Eukaryota; Metazoa; Nematoda; Chromadorea; Rhabditida; Rhabditidae.
AUGAUAAGAUGGGUUUUGGCGUGGAAUUUGUUGAUUUUUGGUGGAGUUUUGGGUGAUGAGGUGGGUAUUUUACGGAAACUUUAGAAUAAAACAGGAAAAUUCCUCAAAUUUUCAGAAAUUUGUGAAACCGCCUGUAACAACUCUGGAAGCUUCACUUCCACCAGAAGAUCUAGAAAACUCCACCCGAACCACACCAAAUUCAACUCCAAGUCCCAAUCCGAACCCAAAAACAUUAGAAGAUCUACACGACGACUAUGCGAAAAUUCUGGAUGGAAUGAUAAUUGAUGAGAAAAUCGAGAAACAUCCCAAAAAUAUUCUCCUAAAGAAUAAAAAUCAUCAAAAACAAAUUGUAAUUGAACAAACUAUUGUUGAACACGAGAAAGAUCAUGAAAUUCUCGAAGCAUCGAUUGAAGUUCCGAGAAUUGCGAAAAAUGAGAAUGGAGAGGUAUUGGAGGUGGAACCAUCGGCGGAUAGUGUUAGUGAGAAAAUUUUUCAACCAAAUUACUUAAGCCAUACUUCCAGACCUACAACUUCGACGAUCUCGACAACCCGAAUCAAGAAACCAUUCUAAACAACCAGAAAAUCAUUCCAAUCAUCCCAGAAACACAAAAACCCUAUGAAGUUGUCACAAUGUUUUCCGCCACCACCACCACAACUCAAAUUCCCUCCACUCAAAAACCCACGAUUCCUGGAAGACUAUCAGAUGCUAAAACUGAUGAAAAGGAAGAAAGAAGUUUUGUCAUGACAUUUUGUAUGACGAUUUUGGGGCACCCAAUUCCACCAAAAAUAGACACCGAAGAUCGGAAAAUUGUGCUACCCCCGCCUAGAAUGCGAAGAGAAUCGGAAGCGGAAUCUAUGGAUGAUAUUCGAUGUGCUUGCGAAGAAUUGACUGAGGAACUUCUAGGCAAACAAUUAAUUAUGUAA